AUGGAAGAAGUAAGAAGUGAAUUGGAGAAGGUAGGGUUUCAGGGAGACUUUCAUAUUGGUCUCAUGAACCCUAGACACAUUCUCAUACGGUUUGAAAGGAAAGAAGACUUUCAACGUUGUUGGAUUCAAACAAUGUGGAAUAUCAAAGGCUAUGCAAUGCGUAUUCUCAAAUGGCAACCCGGUUCUCGAUUUGAAGAGGAUCCCCCUGUCGUUCCAAUUUGGAUUGCUUUACACGAACUGCCGAUUGAGUUUCUUAACCCGCAGAUCUUGUUCUCAGUCGCGGUCGCCAUUGGCAAGCCCUUGCAGGUGGAUACGCCGACUCUGAACCUCACAAGGCCUUCAGUCGCCCGUUUCUAUGUGGAAGUGGAUUUAACGAAACAAAAAGAAUUUCCGGCUGCUAUUAAAAUUGGGAAGAAAGGAAAGAAAUAUGAGCAAGCAUUCACAUACGAAUUCAUUCCUGCUUAUUGUGACCAUUGCCAGAAAAUUGGUCAUAAUGACACUGUAUGUAAGCAGAAGAUUGGUUGGAGUUUAGAACAUGAAGGUAAGAAGUUUGCGGAUGCAAGGCAAUUGAUUGAGAAGAAAAAAGCCAAGAAGGUGCAGCCGGUAUCAAAGUCGCAGCCUAGGGUUUCUGCAAACCCUAGCCCACAGUCGAUGCAUGUGCCGCCUGAAAAGCUGUCUUCUUCUGGCUUAACACAAAAAGAGAAGGACACAAUUGUGGUGGAUAUUGAGAGCUCUCCGCCCAAGCAAAAAGACACGGGUAUCAAGAAGAAUACGGAGUGUUCCAGUGAUGAUCAGCCUCGCAACUCACUGAAUCUUGUGGUAUCGACGUCGGCAAACAAGUUUGCUGUCCUCGAUACAAUUCAAGAGGAAGAAGGUGAGAUUGUUGAAGAUGUGACAGUGGAGGAUGGUUUGGAAGACUCAGAGCCUACUGAUAAUUCUGAAAAUAGACAUAAUGACACGUCACUUCCACCAGAGCAAGAAGGAUCCACGGAUUUGGGGCCGGAACUUUCCACAUUGGAAGCCUUCCAGAAAGAGCUGUCUGCAUUGGGUAAUGAUACAGUUCUCCCGGCCAGUGAUUUUGCUGAUGAUGGUGUGAUUGGGAAAAAUUCUGAGAUUGGUGAAACAAUAAUUGUUGAGCAGGAAAGUUGGUCUGAAGGGGACUUGGACGUUUAUGAGGAUCAAGAGCGAGUGACAGCACAAGGGUCUGUCUCGUUACCUCAAAAACGUGGACGAAAAACGAAAGCUGAGCUAACCGAAUUAAAUGCAGGAGUGGCCUUGAGAAGGUCGCCACGGUUGCAUUAA
Messenger RNA from Oldenlandia corymbosa var. corymbosa, 1302 nucleotides. The record is from the annotation of a GenBank genome assembly. Lineage: Eukaryota; Viridiplantae; Streptophyta; Magnoliopsida; Gentianales; Rubiaceae.